CAUUACUCUGCAACGUUUUCGUAUUUAACAGUGCCUUCAAUUCGCCUUUAAACAGCAGUGAGGCAGGGUAUUUUAGAAGUAUCAUUCGGCACGCGUUUCGCAAGCAACUAGAGCAUGAACGUACCCAUCGCUUUGGGUGCCCGUGUUGUCUUUUUAAUGUGCCCCUUCGUCCCCCCCACGCGCACUGCUCUGAAGCCAAGUUAACUUUUCAUAUCGGCACCUUAUUCAGUCGUUCUUCUGUCUUGAUUCGUAUUUGCGGGUUUGAGUCUCUCUUGUUUGUGGUAAGCCGUUGUGGCCUCCAGUAUGUAUUUUAAGGCUCUGCUUGUCUUCAGGGUGGGGAGCCGUGCUAGGGGCCCCUGGGGCUCCUUAAGGGGCUCCUGGGUAAAUUUAAAGAGACAGUAUCGGCAUUCACGCAGCGACACAACGCACCCGGGGGCCAGAUGCAGUAGGCUACAACUAGAUCCUGCUAAAGCUAGUGGUCAAAAUAGGACAGGAAGGAUUUUAAAAAACAGGGAACCGAUUGUGUAAUUGAAUGCAUAACGAUUAAAACUACACAUUCUGUCGUCUUCGUGGUAUGAGGGUUGGGGUAUUCAUGCUUGUUGCAUUACUGAUUAAACAUUGAAUGCCCUCAGAAUUUCUGAAACAUUUUUGUAAAAAUGCACAUUGCUUGGUAUGCUUGGUUUAAUCAAUGUAGUUUCUCCAAACCUUGUCUUUGGAAAUAUCAAGAACUCAUGGUCAGUUUUUAGGUUUAUAUCAUGUUACCAACAAGGAACUGGUAGUAUGUCUUCAUUUGUGAUCUAGGCCAAACAUAAAAUGGCUAUUGGCUAUACGUCCCUUCUGUCCCCGACGCAGUUUUAUCGAGCUAGUAUUAUUUUCAUAUUCUAUCAUUACAAUGUAAAAUAAAAUGAAAGCAUAGUAAUUAUUCAUAAUUAAUUUCAUGUGAUGUAUUUUGAAAUUAUUAUUAUUAUUAUUGGUAAAAUAAACAACAAAUAGAUUACUCGGCAAAGGUAUACUGCUUUAAGAGGAUUGUAUCUGUCCACGCGACGCAGUUUACACACUAGCAUUAAGGUCCCACAUCCUGGUACUUUUCACCGUUGUCAAGGCAGCUAAAGGGAGAAAGGCUGGCUCGCGGAAAGUAGCUGCAGUGUCCUGACAGAAUAUCUGUCCAAACGUUAAACAAACUGUCCCGGAAAGUUAGGUGUAACUACCAGGCCUUUACUCUACCUGCGUAAAAGCAAAGAUGCGGGAGGCGUUUACCCUGGAGAGCAACUGACCCCCAACAUCACAGAGGAUGCUGCUGAAAUGCCUGAGGUUGUUAAUGAUAUCAAGUCCAGGAUUACUUUGGACUAAGAACAGAGGGAUGCAUGAAGACAUGCCUGUGAAUCCAUGGUGAAAAACCAAGACAGAAAGCCCAAGAAGCCAACAUGCCAUCCAGUAACGAGAGGGGAGGGGCUGGAAGCCCACGCUCUCAGCGCUAUCGGCCGGCCGCAGAGUUUGAUGAUGCCACCCUGGCCCAAAAGAGAGAGUACUGGAGGACCAAGAAGCGAGAGCAGAGAGCCAAACUAUCGGAGAGGAGAGGGAAACCAAUCAGCAAUACGUUGAAUUCCAAUGCGUCCCACACCAGAGUAGUCGCUGGACCCCCUUUGUUGAACAGUGAUGGCUCCUACCAGACAGAGGUAGCCAAUGCAUCUGGCCUUCCAGUCCGGGGAAAGGGGGACGCAGAGCAUACGGACACGGCAUGUCAAAACCAAAAGGAGAGGUGGUUUCAGAGGAUAAAACUAAACAAAGUGUUGCCUCAGUUCCCCGCAUCAAACCCGGGCCCGGACAACCAACCGCCAGGAGCUGCUGUCAACAGACCCGUCAUGUCAGCCAAAUCCAAUGGAGCUCUCCUCAACCAUGCCUCCUCAGUGCCUCAGGUCAGAGUCACCACCCUCCCCUCUGUCUCUGCACCUCGCCAGCUGCAGGGUGGAACCAGAACCCUCAACGGCAGCUCUCCUGGGGGAUCAACCCAGCAGAACCUGGCAACCCGGGGUGCAUCAGGGCCAAAUGUGUUGAACAAGAAUCCAGCUACAGUGCACAUUCAGCCCAGACUGUUAAAGGCCAACGUUACAACAGGAACGAACAUGGGAACCUCUCAUUUUGCCUCCGUCCUCAUGAACAGACCAGUGGAACGGGGGGCAAACGCAACACAGCUGGUUGGCAAAAAGACCAUCUUGGGUGUGGCCUUCAGGGACAAAGGCAUGAGUGAGAAGACGGAGGAGGAGAGAGCCGCCAAGCGGAGAGAGCAGUGGCGUAUCAAGAAGAGAGAGCAGAGGGCCAAGCAGGCAGCUAAAGUAGCCACGGCCAGGGAGAAGACACCGAACGUGGUGCCGCAAAAAGCAAGACAGUUUGUGAAGGUGGUUCUCGAGCGUCCCUCGACGGUUUUGAACAGAGAAGGUCAAUGGCAGUGUUUUGGCAGAGCAAGGACUCCCCUCACGACAGCUGGACGCUUGCUGAAGAACGCCAAAGCGGUGGCUGCGUCCAACGCUGUGCCCCGACAUGCUAGUGUCACGAUUAAAAAAGAGGCUAGUGAUUUACCCUCCGGUCUGGCUAAGAUAACCACAACAACCAACAAUGUGAACCGACAGUCAGUUCAAGUUAAAGUAAAAACCCCCCCGGAAGUGCAGACAACUGCGCACACAGCCGCCUCUGCUUCUACUGGCCACAAUAGAGCAGGUGGAGAUCCCAGCAGGAGACUCGGUGGGCACGUGACGUUCUCCCACAUCAACCGAGGGAUGGUCCGUUCUCGGACGCCGAGACAGAGGUUCAUCGAAAUCCAAAGGACUUUUCUUGGUCAGAGGAACAUAAAGGCGAGGUCCCCGUCCCUCUCCACAGCCUUCAUCCCCAGCAGGCCCCCCAGGGAGGACCCAUUUGAGACCCCCGAGCAGAAGGCGGCCAGGAGACGGGAAUACUGGCGCGUCAAAAAGCGCGAGCAGAGAGCGAAGCUGACGGUGGAGGUGAAAGCCAAGAUGAAGGAGAAAGACGCGCUCACGAGGAGAGUGAAACGCUACCAGAGCAUCCUGCAGGACAUGAGGAAGGCUCGAGCCGCCGGCUGCUACUCUCUGUCGCAGCCAAUAGGAAGCAGCCAUGCCAGCGCCUCGGAGACGAUCGGAGGGUUCAUCAAAGAGGACGGCACCGUGACGAUUCCACACAUGACUCUUAAAACAUCGGAGAAACCCGAGGGAGGGGAAAGCCAGAAUGCUUCAAGAAAUGUGCCGUUGGGAAGUCAGAUGCGGGCCCACCCACCACCCCCUCCGCUCCGCCCUGCUCAGGUGAAAGUCUCCUGUCCUCCCCUCGGCCUGUCGGUCACCAAGCCUCCCAGGCUUCUCUCCAUCAGACCGAGGACGGACCUCCAAACCCCCGUGAAGAAUCCCACCGGCACGCACACAUUCGUCGUUCAGCCGACCACUCAGAUCACGCUCAGCCACCCACAAAAUGUCCUGAACGCUUUUCCCACCGUGUCUCUGAUGGGGGCCAAGCCGGCUAGCUGCGUCAUGCAGAUGGCAGUCACGAGCUCCAGACCGAUAGCAGCGCCGCCUAAUCCGGGGCCAGAGCUGAGUGAGGAAGAGAGGAUGGCAAAGAAGCGAGAGUACUGGAGGGUGAAGAAACGAGAGCAGCGGGCCGCUCGCGCCGCCAGGCUAAAGCAGGGGCUGGGACACGGGAGGGCUAGCAUAACGUUGCAGAGGAGACGCAACCAAAGGCCCAAGCCUGUGAGACGUAUUGCGGUGACCAACACCAAAUUAAAUAUCCAGUCUCCUGCCAAUACCAGUUCAUCUACCCCCACAAAGAAAACGACGAUAAAGCAAGAAAUGAUUUCCGGAAAUGAUCCAAUUCUUAAAUCCGAGCAAACUGCUUCUGUAGAUGUCAAACCUCCGCCUUCAUCUCUUCUGCCAACUCAGGAGGCUCAGCCAGAGUCUGACCCAGCCUUAAGUGCCGACAGCCAAGCUACAACCCUCCUAGCUGUGGCAUCCAUGAAGAAGCUCCUGGAAGAAUCCCUCAGCAAUGUGACCGAGUCUAAAAGUCAACAGACGGAUGAACUUAACAAGCCACUUCCUUGUAAAACGGAACCACAGACUUACAUAACAGAAGACGGUUCCGAGCUGGAGAUGAAGCCACGUAUACCUCUGCUGUCCCUGGGAGAUGAGGAGGAGGAGGAGAAGGGAUCCACAGCUGGUGAUCUUGCCCUUGGAGACAAAUGUUGCCAGGCGAACCCUGUAACCCCUCCGUCCUGCCAGGCAAACACCAGUCCACCAAACCCUGAUGUGAAGGUCUCCCCCUCGUCCAGAGAUCCCCAUCCUCUCAACCCCUCCUGCACAGAGACUUCUUCCCUCUGCAUCCCGCCCAACACUCUCCCAUCGCGUGAGGCACUCCCUCACGCAGCGACCUGUACCUCCGGCAACCCACAGCCACCCUUCCCUCGAAGGGCCCAAAGACUACGGGACAAAAAAGCCGGCCAGCACCAUUGCUGCUCACCCGAUCCCUCGGAACCCCCCAAGCUGCACCACCCUCCUCUACUCCAAGAACAACACACAAGUAAACAAGAGCAUGGCGGUAAACAGCAGUCACCAUUGUCUGUGCCCGAGCAGAGCUCGAGCCUUCAGAAGAAGAGAGAGUACUGGAGGCUGAUGAAGAGGCAGCAGAGGGCCAGGUCCAAGGCCCGGCAGAGAGAAGGUUUCAAGCAGGGAGACUACAGCAGACGACUGGCCCUGAAGGCAGCACAGACUCCUAAUGCCCUCAUGAUCAAGAAUUCAAAGCCAGUACAGAAAGUCCUUCAAGCCCCACUAACCCUCAGAGCCAAUGCCUCCCCCAUCUUGCAGCCCAUAUCGUCCCCUGUUUCUGGAGCUCACGCCAGCCUAACCGCUGUCACCAACAUCCCUACUCUCCUGGUAGUCAGCCCCACAGUGGCCAACGCUGGACAGCCACCUGAUACACUGCAGGUCAAACCUCCCAUUGUGUCAAGUCCACCUCAACAGGUUCAUGUCAAAAUAGGAACCUUACAGGCAUCUCCUAGUUUGAGCCCUGUUUCACUUCCUGUAGGCGCCAGGGUCGCUGUCUCUCCAUUGCGUGAGAGAAAAGACGGCAUGUUAAUAUUGGUGGAGAACAAACAGGAAGCAGCUCCGGGUUCCAACUCCGAGUCGCCGCACGUCCGAAAAUGGAGCCUGCAAGUGCAGGACGUCGCCAACCCCGAUAUCCCAACCCUCACCCCUCCCGCCAACCCUCUCGCCAGCAUCAAGCUGCUGCCCAUUGAGCCACGCCCCUCUUUCAAACUCGCUGUUACAUCCACACCCGCUCCAGUCAAGUCCCCCUGUGCGCUAAAUCCCCAAAGUGGGAAAACGCACUCUCCCGCCAUGUCGUGGCUCCCCAUUACCACCAUGGGUCCCCCCAAGCCGAUGCCUGGGGAGUCGGAGGAGGAGACACUGAGGAGGAAGAGGGAGUACUGGAGGGUGAAGAAGAAGGAGCAAAGAGCCCGCAAGGCCAUGAGGGACAGGGAGCUAUCCCAGAAGAGGGCUUCCACUAACUGGAAGACUCUUCUGCCCGCUCAGGACCAGCUGGAGACACAGGAACAAUAUUCCAGCCAGUGGAUCAAUACUUCAGAAGAGAGUGACUUCAUUCUGAGUACCUCCACUGAAACAGACUUGGACUACUUUACUAACUUGGACCACACAGCACCCAUUGAAGAUGAAGCAGACGUCUUCUUUCCCGACGACGAAGACAACAUGGACGACUGUGAGAUCUCCGAGGGCGUGUGGAGGCACCGCUACCUCAUGGACCACGAUCCCCUUAACCAGCUGCUGGUGUGCAUGGUGUGCGGAGACCUCCAGUACUCCCACAGCGUGGAGGGGGUCACGGCCCACAUCGAGGAGGCCCACCCAGAGACGCUGGGCCUGGGGGUUCCGGAGCGGAGGGGCAUCCUGGAGGCCUGGGACGAGCAGGUGUCCCGCAGGGAGCGCUUCUUCACCAGCCAGCUGCAGCAGCACGGAGCCCCCGUGGAAGGAGACAGUACAAACCUGCCAGUAGAAACUGAAGUAAUGGACCCAGACACCAAAGCUACCAGGAGGCAAUGAAAGCAAAGCACAAAUGACUAAAGGACAGUCAGACAGCAUUCACCAACCAAGGAGACGGGAUGAGAAAGAGGAACAGAAAACAUGAAUGCUUUUGUUUUUUAAUUUUUAAUGUUCACCCCCAAGGGGUUAGCUUGAAACUGUUGGGAACGCAAAACCACGAGACAAGUUUUACCUCAUUCUUUGACUGAUAAACACAUGCUCGCACAAACACACACACAAUAAGUACACAAACAAUAUAUUCUGGUGUACACCUCCUGUACUCUUUCAGGAUCACACUUAGGGGCAAAUAGCUGACCUGGAAAUCUGCCUUCUGUGCUUAGCAGUUGCAUCUUGUUAUUGCUGGGUUUUGUCUUAGAAAUGGACUGGUAUACUACAACAGAUCUUCAUUUGUUUCUUCCUUACUAAAUACUUAAUAUAGUUUCAUUUUAUUGAACAUGUGUAUUUAACAUUUCUGACUAGAUAUAUUUGACUUUGUACAAAGUUUUUACUGCAAGAAUUGCUUGUCUGGUCUAAGACCUUCCUUUUAGCCCCUAACAUUGGGGUUCUUGCAUGAGGGUAUUUUAUGUGAAUAAUAACGUCCUUUUUUUGGCCAAUAAUGUGCCACACUGUACCCACAACACUGAAUCUUCAACAAACUUUUUGUAUACUCUACACUUUAUACUGUAAUGAUUAUUAAGGGUUAGGGUUACAAGAACCCUCAUGGACACAUUCUAUUAUUUUUGUAAUUGUGAUUUCAUUGGAAUGAUUAGAAAACUGUACUGUAUGUCUGCACUGUAAAUAUUACACCAAAUAUUAAGUUAUGUUAAAAAUGCCAAUACCCUUUCAACAUAUUAUUUGAUUGUCUAAGACAAUAAGCCUAUCAAGCUAUGAUAUUGUUCCUUCUUACGGUUUUAUACUUCCCAUAUUUUCUGUGUACACAAUCGCUUCAAAUGUCUGUCUAAACAAUCAGUCUGUGGAACUGUUUUACGGUUUGUAACAGUCAUGUUUUUUCCUAUACCUUAUGAAGCAAUCAGAUGCUACAGAUCUGAAUAUUUUCUGUCAAAAUACCAGAUCCAAAGGCCUGCUAGUAUAGGAGCGAGUCUACUCGUAUAAGAGCGAGUGACAGAGGAACGGAACACAUUCCUAGUUUUGUUUUUGUAACCCCCCCAUGAAAAAGAUCCUGUCCAAUUUAGCACAAAACUCAACUGUGCCUGUAGGGGCUAAGAAAUGCAUUUUCAACAGAAUGUAUGUUAUUUAAACCAUAUCAUGUAUAGCCAUUGUUAACUGUAAGUGAUCUGACAAAUGUGUUUUUGAGAAUGUCUUCUUGAAUCAAUUCAUCGGUCAUCUGUUUAAAAAUGGAAUGUUCCUUUUGCCUUUUCGGUACUAUUAAAACCUUUUUGUACCUGAAAA
Hypomesus transpacificus is the source of this 7493-nucleotide messenger RNA. RefSeq lists its product as uncharacterized. The coding region runs from base 1425 to 6104 and encodes 1559 amino acids. The record is from RefSeq and is a predicted model, not a curated record. Gene Ontology annotation, biological process: negative regulation of DNA-templated transcription. The transcript is spliced from 8 exons. NCBI's taxonomy places the organism in Eukaryota, Metazoa, Chordata, Actinopteri, Osmeriformes, Osmeridae.